CACGCGCUGUUUUUCAGGUGAACGUGCGCAACCUUCACGCACAGGUUUCUGCAUUAAAGAGACGCGACGGUGGAUAUUUUAUCACAGUGUAGACCUCCAACUGAUAUACACAAGUUAUUUUUGGCUUUAUUGUGAAGUUUUAAUACGGAAAGCACCUGCUAUAAAAAAAAGGGAGCGUGAAAAGACUUCUGAAAAAAUGCUGAUUGGUUGGUGGCCAUUCCUGGGUGGUCACUAGGACGCAGAUGUUUGUCAGGGCUAACAUGGAACAAGAGGGCUCGUUUAGGAGGGGUCUACACAGCAAGCUGAGGUCGGGCAGCAGCUCGUCGUCCAGUCUGACUGACCUCUCACAGACAAAAACCCAACCAGGAGGUGGGGAGAAAGGAGGAACUGCUGGGGGUCUGGCAAAGGAGUGCAGCAGGGAUCAAGUGAUGCAGCAGAGGACAGCAGGGACCAAUGCCACCUGGAACAGCAUCCAAAACGCUGUGAUCUCAGUUUUUCAGAGGAAGAAUCUGGGAGAAAAUGAACUCUACACUCUGAAUGAAAGUGUCAGGCAGCUGCUGAAAACAGAGCUUGGCUCCUUCGUUACUGAGUACCUUCAGAACCAGCUGCUCACUAAAGGCAUGGUCAUACUGAGAGAUAAGAUCCGCUUCUAUGAAGGUCAGAAAUUGUUGGAUUCUCUGGCUGACACAUGGGACUUCUUCUUCUGUGAUGUUCUGUCCAUGCUGCAGGCCAUCUUCUAUCCUGUACAGGGCAAGGAGCCAUCAGUGCGCCAGUUGGCUUUGCUUUACUUCAGGAACAUCAUCGCCCUCAACCUGAAACUGGACGAGGCUUUGUCUCGACCUCGAGCCAGAGUUCCUCCUUCUAUCAUACAGAUGCUGCUAAUACUACAGGGUGUCCAUGAAUCCAAAGGUGUAACAAGUGACUACCUGCGUCUGGAGUCUCUCAUCCAGAAGGUGGUUUCUCCCUACCUUGGCACUCAUGGCUUAUAUUCCAGAGAUGAAUCCUCCAACUCACACUGCUCCUCCUGCCUAUUAGAAAAGCGUUUGCAGCACUCCUGGCCCUCCAAACCAGGCGCCAAGAACCCAGUGGUGCAUUCUAAGAGCUACAAUGUUUCCAUGCUGACCCCCGUGGUGGAGUAUGACAUAGACCUCUUCACAGGAGCUGGCACAGGAAUCCGACGACACUCUGUGUCUGAGAUGACUUCCUGCGCGGAGAGCAGCCCUGUGGCUGAAUCCACCCUGAUGCCACCAGUAACACCAGCACAUCCAGCCUCACCAACCACUCCCCAGCUUCCACAGCCUCUGGUGCACUUUCAGACACUGUUACCUCCUGCCAGGACCCACAACCCAGAGAAACUGACAGUCCCACAGGUCCCCACCCUCUCCAACCGGAGCAUCCCUCCCCCUCCCUCCUCCCACAGUCCUCAUCAGGCAGGACACACAAAGCACGGGCUCGAUUGUGUCGGACUCCCCCUUGCCUUCCACAGUUCUAGCUCAAGACAUGAACUCCAGUGCCAGUCCAGCGUCUAGUCCAGAGAUCGUGACGGACCACAUCCUAGAGUCUUUGGAGUCAGAGCUGGAGCAUGACGUCAUCUUUCUGCACUUCUCGCGACGCUGUUCUGGACGGUCAACGCAGAGACAGCAGCAGGCAAAGUGUGGCAGACUCACAUUUAUUUAAUACAUUAAAUUUAAGACAUAACACAAGACAUUUAUUUAAGACAUAAUUAGUGUAAAAUAGACAAAAGUGGCUGAGUCAUAGGUAUUUUCUAUCAAAGAUGAUAUGUCUCUAUUUUCAGUGGUGGUAACACAUUCCAGGGGCAGGUGCUCAUGCUGAAAACUUUUGUACCAUUGUCAAACAUUUAACAUUUGAAUUGUAAAACCACCUCUCCAGUUUAAUACAUCAACAUAUUUUAUUACGUGAUUAUUAAAAUAUUACGUUGCACUCUGUCUAAAAUUUGAAGUCUAAACCUGUUGGUAUACAAAGUGCUUCUGGACAUCGUUCUGGUGUCUCUUUAUUUUAAUGCUUUUAGGUGUCCUCGACAUAAGAUCAGUGGCAAAUUUAAGUCCCAUUGUUUUCUGCUGCUCUGAUGUCUGAGAAAAAAGCCUGGUAGCAUCACAGUGAUGCCAGCCACCCUUCUUCUAAUCAUUGUUUUGGUCUUAUUUCUCCUGUUUUCAAACCCGACUUCUUCCUUACACUCACUGUCAAACCAGAAUCUUCACUGAAACUUCAACUCCUCUAGAAUGUAUGAGCUGGUGAUUCACUCAGUUUCCUUUCAGUUAAGCAGAUAUUGGGGACCUUUUGUUAAUCUUUAUCCUUAGUAAAAAUUAAUUGGACCUGGUUAUAUUAAUAAAGGUCACUGUGGUGACCAGAGGACAAUUUUAAUCAGGUUAUUUUGAUGUUCAUUUUUAAAAAUAUUUUCAGAUGUUAAUCUUUUUUCACAAGAACCUCUGGAGGUUUUCCCACUGCUGAUUCCUAAACUACAAGACUAAAAGACUUCUGAUCUCCGCAGUUUUUGCGGUGCAUUGGUUCCCAGUUAAAAUUUGAGACAGCCACAUGUAAAAACUGUCAUGCACAUACAGUAUGGUCUCCUUAAGUCUUUAGUCAUUUCCCUCUACUUUUGUUAAGAUGCUGUGAUGCCAGUUCACUGAAGUCUGUUCUCUUUAUGUGGUUUGCUUCUGUUUUGUU
This is a messenger RNA of Monopterus albus (swamp eel), 2685 nucleotides long. Its product is annotated as proline-rich protein 5-like. Gene Ontology annotation, cellular component: TORC2 complex. Bases 243 to 1529 code for a protein of 428 amino acids. The transcript has 10 exons. Gene Ontology annotation, biological process: TORC2 signaling. Lineage: Eukaryota; Metazoa; Chordata; Actinopteri; Synbranchiformes; Synbranchidae. The record is from RefSeq and is a predicted model, not a curated record.